Molecule: messenger RNA, 688 nt
Organism: Dendrobium catenatum
Lineage: Eukaryota; Viridiplantae; Streptophyta; Magnoliopsida; Asparagales; Orchidaceae
Product: 60S ribosomal protein L22-3
Exons: 2
Coding region: 85-474 (129 amino acids)
Biological process (GO): cytoplasmic translation
Cellular component (GO): ribosome
Molecular function (GO): structural constituent of ribosome; RNA binding
Source: RefSeq, a predicted model, not a curated record
AUCCGAAGCAGCAUCUUAGGCGGCAAUUGGAAACCCUAGCAGAACGAACGAGCUUCUUCCUUUAAGCGUGAGAGCGGCGGAAAGAUGAGCCGAGCAGGGAGCGGGGCUGGCGCGAAAGGUGGGAAGAAGAAGGGCUCUACCUUCGUCAUCGAUUGCUCGAAACCGGUGGAAGACAAGAUCAUGGACAUUGCGUCCCUUGAGAAGUUUCUCCUUGAGCGGAUCAAGGUAGCCUCGCUUGGCGGCAAGGCCGGCACUCUUGGUGAUGUCGUGUCCGUCAGCCGCGAGAAAAACAAGAUCACUGUAACCUCCGAAGGUCCCUUUUCCAAGCGUUAUCUGAAGUACCUGACAAAGAAGUAUCUAAAGAAACACAAUGUGCGAGACUGGCUCCGUGUGAUUGCUUCCAAUAAGGAUCGUAAUAUUUAUGAGCUGAGAUACUUCAACAUUGCAGAGAAUGAAGGUGAAGAGGAAGAUUGAAGAGAGCAGUGAGUGUAUUGCUUUCCAUAUAUUUCUGCUUAGUCUUGAAUUUGAAUUUAUGAUAAUCCUGGAAUUUUGAUAUUUUAAUUUUCAGAUGUUUGUUGUGACAUUAUUAAUCACAUUUUUUUUCUUUAUUAUUUCCCUAUUUAUUGCUAGACAAAAUUGUGUAGACUUGGUUCAGCUGUGAGUGGACUGUUGGAAUUGUUUGUGGAUU